AUAAGCAGAAAUAUUAAAAAUUUAUAAUCAAAGCCAAAAUUUGAUAAGAACAAGAAUGAAGAAAUUUUAUUUAUUUGCAAUCGAAUUUCAUCAGUGAACACUUUGUGCAGUAAAACAGAUAACGAUCACAAUGGUUUAUGAAGCUAUUCCACGCACUGUUCGUAUCCUUCUACUGGGAGAGCCGGGAGUUGGGAAGACCUCACUGAUUCUCUCUCUAGUUACUGAAGAAUUUACCGAACAUGUUCCACCUAAAGCUGAAGAAAUAACAAUACCGGCCGACGUGACGCCGGAACAAGUGCCCACCAACAUCAUUGAUAUCUGUGUGGCAGAGCAAUCACUGGAACAAAUAGCAGAAGAGAUAGAGAGAGCGCAUGUGAUAUGCAUUGUGUUCUCUGUGGACAGACAAGACACUCUGAGCAAGAUAGGUACAUACUGGCUGCCAUUCGUGAGAGAAAAUUGUAACAAUGAUGAGCGAAAACCAGUCAUUCUGGUCGGGAAUAAAAUAGAUUUGAUUGAUUAUUCCAUUAUUGAUAAUAUAUGGGACAUUGCAGAGGAGUAUCCUGAAGUGGACUGCUGUAUAGAAUGUUCUGCCAAAACCCUCAUGAAUGUGUCAGAGAUGUUCUAUAAUGCACAGAAAGCCGUGCUGCAUCCCAUAGGACCUCUGUACUCUAUUGAAGAACAGGAACUUACUGAAAACUGUAAAAGAGCACUAACAAGGAUAUUUAGGAUUUGUGACCUUGAUGGCAAUGGUUUGCUGGACGACUAUGAGAUUACAGUAUUCCAAAAAAAAUGUUUUGAUUCACCCUUGCAAUUACAGGUCUUAGAUGAAGUAAAAUCUGUAAUUGCCCAGAACAUGGCCGGUGGCAUAGAGAAUGACUGCAUCACACAGAAGGGUUUCAUUUUCCUGCACUGCCUGUUCAUACAAAGAGGCAGGAAUGAGACAACAUGGACGGUACUCCGCAAGUUUGGAUAUGACGUUAAUUUAGAACUUACCAACAGCUACCUGUAUCCUAACAUCAAGGUGGGCGCGGGCUGCACGGCCGAGCUGUCGCACCGCGGCCAGCAGUUCCUCACGCGGCUGUUCGAGCGCUGCGACCGCGACGGCGACGGCGCGCUCAGCCCCGCCGAGCUCAAGCACGCCUUCUCCACCUGCCCGCGCGUGCCCUGGCACCGCCUGCGCUACACCGUGCCCACCAACGAGAAGGGGUACCUGACUCUGCAAGGAUGGAUGUGCCGCUGGACCUUGAUGACAUUGUUAGAUUUACCGAAUACAUGCGCUUAUUUAGCGUAUUUGGGGUUCAAUUUCCAUGAAAACGACACACAGAAAGCGGCAAUACACAUAACCCGCGAGAAGAAGGUGGACCUGGCCAAGAAGCAGUCGUCGCGCUCCGUGCUGGUGGCGCACGCCAUCGGGCCGCGCGGCGCCGGCCAGCACGCCCUCGCGCGCGCGCUGCUCGGCAUCCAGCACAAGCGCGUGAGGAGCGGGCACGAGUGCGGCGACGGCGGCGACGACGCGCCCUGCGCCAUCAACUCCGUGCAGGUGUACGGGCAGGAGCGCUGGCUGGUGCUGCGCGCGGUGGCGGUGGCGCGCGUGUCGGCGCCGCUCGCGCCCGCCGAGGUGGCGUGCGACGUGGCGUGCCUGCUGUACCCCGUGCACGACCCGCGCGCCUUCGAGUACAUCGCGCGCAUCUACAUCAAAUACUUCGCGGAGAGCGACAUCCCGGUGCUGGUGGUGGGCACGGGCGGCGAGGCGGGCGCGGCGGGGGCGGGGGGCGCGGGGGGCGCGGGGGGCGAGGCGCGGCAGCUGUACCUGCUGCAGCCGGACGCGUUCUGCCGCAAGUACGGGCUGCCCCCCCCGCGCCGCGCGCCCGCCGACCCCGCGCUCUUCACCACGCUCGCCACCAUGGCCGCCUUCCCUCAUUUACAAGCAGCUUGGAUGUUCGGCAAACACAGACACCUGAAGAGCUUCGGCUCGCUGUCGGCGGAGGGCGGGGGGUGGUGGCGCGCGGGCGCGGGGCUGUGCGCCGCCGCCGCCGCCGCGCUGCUGCUGCUGCGCCUGCUGGCGCCCCCGCGCCGGUGAGCGCCCCGCCCCGCCCCGCGCUACGGCACUACAUACAUAAUAUGUAUUCUGCAACCCCGUUGCUAAAUGUUUAACAUUAAGCCGGGACAAAUUAUUUUAGACAAAAGAAGUAUAUACUUAGUGAAUAACUCUGUCUACGUGUAGGUUCCUCGAGGCGCUUGGCAAUGCCGUAGUGUGCUCGCAGUAGCAGUAGCGCGAGUAGGUGAAGCCAACGCUUAUUGCAACAAAAAAUACUUGAGUGUUUAAUUAUUAAUCGCAUGCACCUGUAACUGCCGUUUAACGAGCAGCACUCUUGUUUUGAUCGAAUGAUUUGUUUUAAAAAUUCUAUAUUUUUCGAUGUAUAUUUGUUUGGAAGUAAGGUGUCCGAAACUAUGUAUUUUACUCUCAAUAUGGUCUGUAAUCUGUAUCGGUUCUACCUAAACUGUUUUAUACACUCGCGAGCAUUAAAAUGACUCAUGACGCUAUGACACUGGAACUUUAUGAUUGCACGCGAGUGUAUAGUUUAUAUAUUGAGUGAACCUAGCUCCUGCGCGCGCGCCCGCUUGCUGCCCGCGCGGUGCUGACGCCGUUGCGUACUGUAAUUUCAUGUACAAAUCAUUCAAAGUUAUUUUUGUACCAACUGGAAUGCAAUUCAAUUAGGUAGUAGCACUUAUACAAGAUGUUCAGAACGUGGACCGAAUAAAAACGCCUAUCACCAAAUAAAAUUUGUCGGUCCAUGCGCCAAACAUCCCUGUAUAGUUAUAAUUAAGUGUAGUAAGUAAUUAGUUGCUUAAUUAUGUUUGUUAUUGUGGAUAUAAUAUUAUUAUUUAUUGUGUACAUACUAAAGUAGGAACCUACUUUAUGAAAUUACUAGAUAUACGUACAAUCAAAAACCUGAGGUAACUGCUUUCAUAUCCACUUAAGCUUCAUUAUUGUACCAAAGUUGUACAUCUGGAUAUAAAUUUAUUUAACAUUUAGUAACAUGACGUACUGGGAAACGGCAGACCAAAGAGAGAGAAUAUUAUGUUUAAUUUCAUGAUUCUUUAAAGUUUAUUGAAUUGUACGAUGUAAAUAAAUAAAUUGCUUGAAAGUUAA
Molecule: messenger RNA, 3154 nt
Organism: Plutella xylostella (diamondback moth)
Lineage: Eukaryota; Metazoa; Arthropoda; Insecta; Lepidoptera; Plutellidae
Gene: Miro
Product: mitochondrial Rho GTPase
Biological process (GO): mitochondrion organization
Cellular component (GO): mitochondrial outer membrane
Molecular function (GO): GTPase activity; GTP binding; calcium ion binding
Source: RefSeq, a predicted model, not a curated record